AUGCUGGUGUGCAAGCUGGAGGAGUUUCCGUCACUAAAGGCGCCGUAUAUAAACAACAACAGGUUUCGUAGGAAGAAGCGCCGGCUGAUACUGUACUCGCUGUAUGUGUUUUCUGUGCUGGUAAUAUACAGGUUGCUAAUGACAUCGUAUUGGCUGUAUUCGCUUGACAUAGACAGCCUUUCGCUGAACAAGAUUGUAUACGACACUGGAAUGUGGAGGAAGAUUGAUGUGGAUGUCUUACUUGCAAACAGCAGGUCGCCGAUUGAUGUGAAUUUUACAGACAUUCAGAUGAGCCUGGCGAGCAUAGGCCACAACACUGAGCGAUCAUUGCUGACACUGACUGUCCCGGCGCUGAGCUUGAAGAAGGGAAAGAACGUUGUGUUUAAUGGAAGUAUAUAUGUCAGUAAGAUACACAAGAAGAAUCUGGCGAUGUCGAUGCUGUCCACUAGGUUUGCAUUGAAGGUUGACUCAAGGCUGUAUCCACGGAUAUGCUUUAUCAGGUUUCCAUUUAAACGGUCGAUGAGCUUUUCGCUCGACAGCCCUGCAUCGAAGUCCAGCAGGCAGAUUGAGCUGAAGAGGAUUCAUUUUGAAGCAGGCAAGAAGCACCUGGGUAUGUCUCUGUAUGUCAACAACUCAAAGCUUGUGAUUCCAAAGUUUAUUACGCUAAGGUGCCGAGGAAUCAAUAUUUUUCUAGGCAAGAAGUCGAGCAUGAUAAAGAUUGCAAUUGGACACAUUGACUUACACGAUUCGUUUUUUCAAAACCCGUUGAAGAUUGAUUUCAAUGUGAUUGAAACGGCACACAGAUGGAUAAAGAAGAGCAUGGUCAGGGCGUUGAAAGGCAGGGAGGUGGGGGUUAGAAUAGACAGCAUAGAGUUUCUGAGUCCGAUUGGGAUGGUGCCUGAUGGCGCUGUUGAGGUUGGGCUGACGCUUGGCAUUAAUGCGAAAAAUGACUCUGAUUAUGAUGUUGUGUUUAGAAGGAAAUCCAAGUCACAUAAGCCAUGGAAGCCACCGCUUGGAAGCAGCAUAGAUAUCUUAUUUGAUGGGAAUCGAUGCAUAAACGUGAAGUUUGCCAAGAAGAUGUUUCCGUUCAUCAGCGAUGACACCUCUAUAAGCAUGAGCGACACAGGAACAACGGUCAUGCUGUUUCUGAAUCAAAGGCACCUCGUGUCGUUGAAGGCAUCCAUAACUGAUGAAGAAAGACAUACUGUUUUGAAGCUGACUGCAGAGAAUAUGUACAUGUUGAAUUUUGUUUGUGGGCUGGUAUCAAGCGUAAAGACGCCUGGAAUUGAUAUUGUUGUGGAUUCUUUGAGUGUACUGGGGCUUGUCCUGAACAGUAUAACGGGAUCAUUCAGAUUUGACGGAAGAAUGUGCCUGAGGAUAGGAAGAUACAAACUUAUUGAUAAGAAGCCAAGCGGAGAAAACAAUGUGUUUUCUGUGGAGCAUUAUGUGCGUAGCUUAAAGGAAGGGAUGGAAGUGGACACGGCUGUAAGGCUGAAUCCUUUUGAGAAAUGCUAUGCAAACAGAUAUGUGCGCUUGGUUCAUACAGGAACUGUGUUUUGCCUGGAAGACCUUGGGAUUGGAAUUAAAAUCAAGAUUAAGGCGUGUGAAGUACGGUAUGUGUCUUGUGGGCCACUAUCUAAAUGUCUGUAUGGAUGCGUGCUGGUUAGUACACAGAUAGGUGAUUCGUUUGAAAGGAUAUUGGAGCAUUUUGAGAAGCACUCGAUGCGAUCCAAUGAAGGAAGGAAUCAGCAAAUGAGGAGUAUUAUGGAAUGCUUUGAGAGCAGAGGGGCCGCUGCAAAGGGUGUUAUGCCACUGUAUUCUAAGUGCAAAAAGGCAGCAACAGAUGCUGAUGAAAGUAGUGUUGUUGAGGAAUAUGACGAAGACGUAGCUGAAAAUAGAGUUGAGGCCGGGAUGGAAGGGCAUGGAGGUGAAUCUACAGAUUGCGAUGGCCAAUAUGGACGUGCUUCUGUGGACGGCAAAGAAGGGGGAUUUAUUGGAAAUGUGUGUAUAAGGUACAGUGGCAAGAAGCCGAAGGUGCCUAGAAAGUACUUUUUUGAUGUUGUUAUGAGCGAUGGCCGGAGAGAUGUUGAUAAAGGGCUGUGCUUGAGAAAUAUGAUACAUAUAGAAAAGACAAGCAUUGGCGUAUAUUCAAAGAGUGGCUUGACGGAAAUAGAUGGAGGAAAUCGAGAAGACUUGAUGAGCAGGGCGCCUCUGAAGUUGAAUAUUGAUGCAAUCCGGAUAUGCUGUGUGUGGAGGGGCUGUGUUGGUGUGUGGCUAGAGCAAGAUAAACCUAUCGGGAUUGGAGUGACGAUUUCCAAUCUCAACGAUGUGAUGCAGCUGAUGAAUGGCGAUGUAGGGCUUGCAAUCCAUGAGAAUGAUAUUAUAUCACGCAACAUAAAAACGUUGGUGGAUGCAUAUUUGAGUAUGGAUAAAGAAAGACUCAAAAUGGCAUCUAAAGAAGGCAUUGAUGCUAGCAUGAGCAUUAAAAAGAGGAAUGAGAAAGGUUCUGUUGAUACUUAUGAGGCUGAUUGCAGGAUGUAUGUUCCAAAGGAGAUUCUUGGGCUUAUAGGGCUGGUUGAUGUGCCUAGUAUUGAGGUUAAAGUGGUCAAGAGUGUGGCUGAGCACGAUGGGACUGACGGGCAUAUUCUAUCGAUGAAAGUGUACAGCAGCCCGGCGACUCGAGAGAAUCAUGGGAAGUGCAUGCUGUAUGGGGUCAGGCUGUGUGCCUCUGUGGUUGCGGAGUACCAUGAUCCGGUUAGAAUGAUUUUGAUGGUUGAUGGAAAUGAGUGCGAGGAAGCAACUUUUAUGCCUGAGGAGUGCAAAAAGAUGAUUGAAGAAGUGGCAGUGUUUUUUUCAAAAAACAGAGUUAGAAAUAUAAAUAGAAGUACAAAGAAAACAGUUGUGAAUAUUGACAGCAUCAAUGAUUUUGGUGUUGAGAGAGUAAAGGAUGGCUUUUUCAUAGAUAGAAACACAUGGUUUGUAAGGAUAAACGAUGAGCGUAUCAAAGAGUUUGUAUUUUGCAGAUUACCGAACAUUUUUUUGAAUUCGUCUGUGUUUUCGAUGGUACCUUCGGGAGUUAGGAUGGCCUUUAGAGUGGACAAGGAUGUUUUCUCUGCAUGUGUGAAAUCUAAAAAGAAGAAUCCUUGGAAAGAAACUGAGAGUGGUGUGGAGGCAGGAGUAGAUCAUGCUGUGAGGGAUGGCUACAAGAUAUUUGGGCUUUGGUUUUCAGAUAUUGAAUGUGAGGAAGCAAUCAAGUAUGACUUUUCGUCAUUGGGUGUAUUGCAUCCUGACGGACGGAAGAUGCUGAAGUGUGAGGAUUAUUGCAAUCCGUUCGUUGGAAGCAAUGAAUACAAUAACUGGAACGCCUCUAUUAUGGUUGCUGGAGCUUUCAAGGCAUGGAAUGAAGGAAUGUUGUGCAACCAUGAUAUUUGGUGCGAGACGCCAUUUAUGUCGUAUAUAUCAAGGCUUAUGCCCAAGGGAAAUAGUAGAUACAAGCCGGAGGUAAAAUAUGCAGGAAUGUAUGUGAGGUUUCGCCUUCCUUUUGAGAUUUGCAUGGCCAGUAAGGCUCUUUUUGAAGUUAACAUGGUAUCAAAGUGCAAUGAUAAGGUUUUGCUGUCGGUUGUAUUGAGGAAGUCGAUGCAUGAGAGGAACUCGAUAUUUGUAGUGGCUACUAUUCCUUCUGGAUCGUAUGUCUUGGAGAUGAACCACUUGAAACGCCUUCUGGACACUCUGUUUGGAAGCGGGCACAAUAAGACAAUUAUUCAGGAUGUUACAAUUAAUGUGUUUGUGAACAAGAGAAAAUGCAGUAGGUUUAACAACAGAAUUGAGAUAAAAGACUUGAAGAUAAACAAGAAAGAUAUAAUCAAAGCAAUGGUAUUUAUUCUUGACAAAAGAUCAACACGAAUUAGUGAUAUGAUAGUGAAACGCUUUAUAAAAAAAAUUGACUAG
Molecule: messenger RNA, 3948 nt
Organism: Ordospora pajunii
Lineage: Eukaryota; Fungi; Microsporidia; Ordosporidae
Exons: 1
Coding region: 1-3948 (1315 amino acids)
Source: RefSeq, a predicted model, not a curated record